Messenger RNA from Oncorhynchus kisutch (coho salmon), 4408 nucleotides. RefSeq names its product potassium voltage-gated channel, KQT-like subfamily, member 1.1 (gene kcnq1.1). The coding region runs from base 292 to 2367 and encodes 691 amino acids. Gene Ontology annotation, cellular component: membrane; voltage-gated potassium channel complex. Gene Ontology annotation, molecular function: voltage-gated potassium channel activity. NCBI's taxonomy places the organism in Eukaryota, Metazoa, Chordata, Actinopteri, Salmoniformes, Salmonidae. The transcript is spliced from 18 exons. Gene Ontology annotation, biological process: potassium ion transmembrane transport. The record is from RefSeq and is a predicted model, not a curated record.
UGAUGAUAAGUAGUAGUCUAACCGUCCAGCAACAGGUAGGGACAUUUCUUCCGUAAUUUAACAUGUGUCGGAUACUUGCUCUACCAAUGUAAGCUAUUAUAAUAUGAUUUCGGAAAGCGGCGGUCAGUGAGACAUAUCCGACAAGGCAGAGGCUUUAGUACGAUUUUUUUACAUAUUUUUUUUCGCGCACCGCAUGCAGGCUCUGUUUUGUCCCACUUCAUUUAUCCACCAAGUCCGCAAUACGCGGAGACUAAAGCGUGUGUCCGUCCCAUUGAUGAGAAAACAAACAGCAUGUCAUCUCCAGACAAGACAACCCAAAGGAAUGAAGUCCUGAAUAACAUACGGAGGUCCUCGAUGGUGGCGGGACAUGGGAGAAAACAGACGGAGUUUGAGAUGUCACAAGCCGCGUCAGCCUCACAACCUGGAGCGCAUAUUUCUAACAACAGGUUUCUGUGUGACGCCGAGGGCAUCACCAUUCACACAACUGUCACUCGACCGUCGGUGUCUCACCUACCCGGGCUCAAUCUGAACCCCCGGAUGUCCGUAUACAGCACAACUCGUCAAGUUAUCGUCAGCCGUGCUUACAUUCAAGGACGCGCUUAUAACUUUCUGGAAAGACCAUCUGGGUGGAAAUGCUUCGUGUAUCACUUCUCAGUGUUCCUCAUCGUGCUCGCCUGUCUAAUCCUCAGUGUGCUCUCUACUAUAGGGCAGUACCAGGCUCUGGCACAUGGUACUCUCUUCUGGGUGGAGAUAGCGCUGGUGGUGUUAUUUGGUGUGGAGUAUGGUGUGCGGCUGUGGUCGGCAGGGUGCCGUAGUAAAUAUGUUGGCGUCUGGGGCCGGCUGCGCUUUGCCAGGAAGCCUAUCUCCAUCAUCGAUUUGAUUGUAGUGGUGGCCUCCAUCAUCGUACUGGUAGUUGGCUCCAAUGGACAGGUGUUUGCCACGUCUGCUGUCAGAGGGAUUCGCUUCCUGCAGAUCCUGCGUAUGCUUCAUGUGGACCGGCAGGGAGGAACGUGGCGUCUGCUGGGCUCUGUGGUCUUCAUCCACAGGCAGGAGCUCAUCACCACGCUGUACAUUGGUUUCCUGGGGCUCAUCUUCUCCUCCUACUUUGUGUACCUGGCAGAGAAGGAUGCUGUGGACAGCAAUGGAGCCAAUGAGUUCGGGAGCUACGCUGACGCCUUGUGGUGGGGGGUGGUGACCGUCACAACUAUAGGCUAUGGAGACAAGGUGCCUCAGACGUGGAUCGGUAAAACCAUUGCAUCGUGUUUCUCAGUCUUUGCCAUCUCCUUCUUCGCCCUACCAGCUGGGAUCCUGGGUUCAGGCUUUGCACUGAAGGUUCAACAGAAACAGAGACAGAAGCACUUCAACAGACAGAUCCCUGCAGCUGCCAUUCUCAUCCAGACUUCGUGGAGGGUCUUUGCUGUGGAGAACCCUGACUCGGCCACCUUCAAGAUGUUUGUGAGGAGGAGACCUGCUCUGCUCAGCUCCUCUGUAUCCAGUCCCAAGCCCAAGAAAACGGUGAAGCUGAGGAGGAAGUUGAAGAGCAGUGAGAAGGACGACGGGCCUGGUUCUCCCACUGUUCCCAGUAUCUCCUACGACUCAGUGUUCAAUAGUGGGAGGGAGCUCAGCUCUGAUGUCUACAGCACUGUGUGUACAGCUGAAGCACUAGGAUGUGAUACCCAGCAGUCCUGGACCUCUCUUUCCUCCCUUACGUUCAGCUCUCCACUCCCAGUGAAAAAGACCCCUGGUUUGUUGGAGGUGCAGCACCCUCGUCCCCUCCAGAGGAACAGCAGCUUUGGGGACGAUCUGGACCAGGAGGACCAGUGUGUUCUGACCCCAGUCACCCACGUGUCACAGCUGCAGGGGAGUCACAGAGCAGCUAUCCACGUGAUCCUACGGAUGCGCUAUUUUGUCGCUAAGAAGAGAUUCCAGCAAGCACGUAAGCCCUAUGAUGUGCGAGACGUGAUCGAGCAGUAUUCCCAAGGACACCUGAAUCUCAUGGUGCGCAUCAAGGAGCUACAGAGGAGACUGGACCAGUCUCUAGGGAAGCUGACCCUGUUCCAGACUAGCUCAGACAAAGCCAAAGACAAAGGCACCAACACCAUCGGCUCCAGACUCAACAGGAUGGAGGACAAGAUACAACGCAUGGACCAGACACUCAACCAAAUUGCAGAGUCCCUUACCCAGCUGUUGUCUGGGACAAGCCAGGGGCAGGGGGACAUGGGGGGAGCACAGGGGCAAGGUAGGAGGAGGUCACAGGGUGGGGCAGGUGUCCCCAGCCAGGAUAGCCUACCCAGCUACGAGCAGCUCUCCACCGCGACCCUCCAUCCACCCCUCAACCCCAGCCUCAGCCAAGACAAGAGCUCCUGAAUCGACCCUUCAUCCACCCCUCAACCCCAUCCUCAGCCAGGACAAGAGCUCCUGAAUCAACCAUCCAUCCACCCCUCAACCCCAGCCUCAGCCAGGACAAGAGCUCCUGAAUCAACCAUCCAUCCACCCCUCAACCCCAGCCUCAGCCAGGCAAGAGCUCCUGAAUCAACCAUCCAUCCACCCCUCAACCCCAGCCUCAGUCAGGAAAAGAGCUCCUGAAUCGACCAUCCAUCCACCCCUCAAACCCCAGCCUCGGCCAGGACAAGAGCUCCUGAAUCGACCCUCCAUCCACCCCUCAACCCCAGCCUCAGCCAGGACAAGAGCUCCUGAAUCAACCAUCCAUCCACCCCUCAACCCCGGUCUUAGCCAGGAGAAGAGCUCCUGAAUCGACCAUCCAUCCACCUUCAACACCAGCCUCGGCCAGGACAAGAGCUCCUGAAUCGAACAUCCAUCCACCCUCAACCCCAGCCUCAGCCAGGAGAAGAGCUCCGGAAUCGACCAUCCAUCCACCCUCAACCCCAGCCUCAGCCAGGACAAGAGCUCCUGAAUCGAACAUCCAUCCACCCUCAACCCCAGCCUCAGCCAGGACAAGAGCUCCUGAAUCGAACAUCCAUCCACCCUCAACCCCAGCCUCAGCCAGGACAAGAGCUCCUGAAUCGACCAUCCAUCCACCCUCAACCCCAGCCAGGACAAGAGCUCCUGAAUCGACCCUCCAUCCACCCUCAACCCAAGCCUCAGUCAAGACAAGAGCUCCUGAAUCGACCAUCCAUCCACCCCUCAACCACAGCCUUAGCCAGAACAAGAGCUCUUGAAUCGACCAUCCAUCCACCCCUGAACCCCAUCCAGGACAAAGAGCUCCUGAAUCGAACCUCCAUCCACCCCUCAACCCCAGCCUCUGCCAGGACCAGAGCUCCUGAAUCGACCAUCCAUCCACCCUCAACCCCAGCCUCAGCCAGGAUAAGAGCUCCUGAAUCGACCCUCCAUCCACCCCUCAACUCCAGCCUCAGCCAGGAAAAGAGCUCCUGAAUCGACCCUCCAUCCACCCCUCAACCCCAGCCUCAGCCAGGACAAGAGCUCCUGAAUCGACCAUCCUGAUGCAGAGAAACACCAAAACCAUUUUUGACGCUUUCUCUCUUUGUCUUAUUCUGAGAUCAGUGUUCUUCAUGAUAAUGAACCAGCUGUGUAGUGCUAGGGCAAAAAACUAAAUGCGCACUCAGUGGGGGCCCCAGGACCAAGUUUGGGAAACCCUGCCCUAGAGAAGAACCGUAUAGACAGGAGAUUUAGCAACUCUUGGAGGACAAUCGAAUUAAAUAAAAUAAAUAAAAUAUAUUGUUAAAAGUAGAACCAACACGUUUCAGCUUUUGGCCUUUAAACAAAGAUUAUUUAAUUGAAUUCCAAUGUCCUCCCAAGAGUUGCUAUAUCUCCUCUCUACUUCAGUUUGCUCCUCAAUUCAUGCACCUUGGUUGGAGAGCGAGGUAGCUGCAGGGCUCCCUUCCCUAGAACAGAACAGUGCCUCAGCCUACAGGACAAGCCAGCUAGACACACAGACGGGACAUAUUUUUCAUAGAUCCUGGAUAUGAUUAUGUUUCUGAAUUCUCAUUUACUGCAAUUGUCAAUGUUCCAGGGGGGAACUUUUCUUGGAAAUGUGAGCAAGCGCCAUAUUCAAACGCUUUCCCCUCAAUCAAAAGGAAAUUAGAUUAAAGUGCAUAUAUAACAUUAUUCCGGCUGUGUAAGAGCAUUGGAAUGUUACAAUAUCAAAAAGUAAUGGUAGUAUUCUAUUUGAUUUGAAAUAUGUUGAUAUGCAAAGCCAACACUUCAGUAUAAAGGUAGCUAUGUUUUUUGAUGGUGAAUAUGGAACGAUGUCCAUACUAAAAGUAGGCAGUUAUAAUAACACUAUGUUUUCAAAAGGUUCUCCAUGUAUGUACCGUCAAAACAUAAACUAAAUUGUUGGGGUCGGGGUGUAGAUUUUCAAUGCAAUCAAAUUGUGUAGCUAUCCUGUUUUAUAAAGAUUUUGCAUUGCCAAUAAAUGAAUGUGGCAAAU